This is a messenger RNA of Sinocyclocheilus grahami, 5486 nucleotides long. Its product is annotated as putative sodium-coupled neutral amino acid transporter 10. NCBI's taxonomy places the organism in Eukaryota, Metazoa, Chordata, Actinopteri, Cypriniformes, Cyprinidae. The coding region runs from base 345 to 3845 and encodes 1166 amino acids. The transcript is spliced from 20 exons. Gene Ontology annotation, molecular function: L-amino acid transmembrane transporter activity. Gene Ontology annotation, biological process: amino acid transmembrane transport. Gene Ontology annotation, cellular component: membrane. The record is from RefSeq and is a predicted model, not a curated record.
GGUAACGCCACACUGGCAGCGCUGCGCAUACUUCCUGGUUACAGAUUGGGGAAACAAGGACAUUUUUGCAUAUUUUCUCUCUAAAUAUUUGUUGAAUCUCCUGUAACUUCAUACAGAGGGCACACAUAUAACAUGAAGUUUAUUUGUAAUCGUUUUAAAACAGCCAUGAACCGAUGGUCACUUAUAAAUGAAUGACUUGGGGAAAAGUGUGGACGUGAGCAUGAUAACGACCAGUUGAAGGACAGCUGCAUCAACCUACUUAUCUCAAUUAAACCUUAGGCCAGUGUGGAAGCACCACACACACCCAUCUGGAUAUUAGAGAUCUCAGCUGUCAGAGAGCCAAAAUGACUGUGUCAAACUGGGGUCUGAUCAUGAACGUUGUAAACAGCAUCGUGGGUGUGAGUGUCUUGACGAUGCCCUUCUGCUUCAAACAGUGUGGAAUUGUGUUGGGCACACUGUUGUUGUUCUUCUGUUCGUGGAUGACCCACCAGUCCUGCAUGUUUCUAGUCCACUCGGCUAGUAACACCAAACGCAGGACUUACGCUGGACUAGCUUUUCAUGCUUAUGGAAAACCAGGCAAGGCUCUUGUGGAAUUAAGCAUGAUUGGCCUCAUGUUGGGCACAUGCAUUGCUUUCUAUGUCGUCAUCGCAGAUCUGGGGUCCAACUUCUUUGCUCAGCUGCUUGGGCUGGAGGUGACGCGUAGCAUCCGUAUCGUGUUACUGAUUGCUGUGUCGCUGUUCAUUGUGCUACCACUCAGCUUGCAAAGAAACAUGAUGUCAUCAAUCCAGUCAUUUUCAGCCAUGGCACUUAUCUUCUACACACUCUUCAUGUUCACGAUAGUGUUGUCCUCUCUGCGUUACGGAAUAAUCAGUGGCUCCUGGGUGGAGCAAGUACAUCUGUGGCGCUUCAAGGGUGUCAUACAGUGUCUGCCAAUUAUCGCCACCACCUUCUGCUGCCACCCGAUGGUGCUCUCCUCCUUCAAACACGGCCUCCUCACUGGCCAGUGGCUGAACAAGGUCAUUUACGUUCGGUGGGACGGCGUCUUUCGCUGCAUCCCUAUCUGUGGCAUGGCAUUUGCCUGUCAGUCGCAAGUAUUGCCCACUUACGACAGCCUGGAUGAGCCCUCGGUGAAGAGAAUGAGCACAAUAUUCACCUCUUCGCUCAACGUGGUCACAACCUUCUACAUCACAGUGGGGUUCUUCGGUUAUGUGAGCUUCACAGAUAACAUUGCCGGGAACGUACUGAUGAACUUUCCAUCAAACCUGGUAACGGAAAUGAUCCGUGUGGGCUUCAUGAUGUCUGUGGCUGUGGGCUUUCCCAUGAUGAUCCUGCCCUGCAGACAGGCUAUCAACACCAUGCUAUUCGAGCAGCAGCAAAAGGAUGGCACCUUCGCUGCAGGUGGGUAUAUGCCACCCCUUCGCUUCAAAAGCAUCACUCUUUGCAUCGUUUUUGGCACCAUGUUGGGCGGCAUCCUCAUUCCUAAUGUGGAGACCAUCCUGGUGCCAACUAUGCCACACUUCCAUGCCUAUGAGUCUCUGCCCACAGGGUUACUUCCCAAACACUGGAGUCCACCCAAAUGGCUGGUUCUGUGGGUUGGUCUCGGCAUCCUGCUCAUCAGUACCUUCACCACGCUGUCCAUUUCCUCCAACGAGCCACAGAAAUUAAACCCCCCUCUGGAUGUCCCUGCAAAAACUGAGAACAAGCCUCCCAUCCUCAUUGCCCCUGAGAUGCCUGAAGUACAAGUGCAAGAGAAUAGACAGGAACCUGAUCCAGGAGAGAAGCCAGAUAGGCCACCAAUUGAGGUUGAACAGCCAGCAGAGAAGGCAGCAGCAGAGCCCCCUCAGAUUAAAGUACCUGUGGAAGUGGCUGAGCAAAACAAUAAGGAUGAAAAGGUUCAGCUGGUCCGACCUGAAGCAGGUGUUGCAGUCCCAGAAGGGGAAGCCCAUCGCCAUGAGCCGCCCAACCCUCAUGACAGAGUUCAGAUAGAUGAGAUCAAAAACCAGGAGGAACUGGAGGACGAAAAUAAACAACCUAUAGUUGUGGAGGAAGAAAAGAAACUGCCUGCUGGUGAGGAGGAGGAGCUUCUUGCUGAGCAGGGGGCGGGGCAAGCACAAGAGGUGGAAGCUGUAAAAGAGGAGGAGUUAAAAGAAAAAGAAGAUACAGUGAAAAGGGCUGUCGAUCAGGACCAGCUUGCAGUUAAUGAAGUGUUGGAUAAGGCAAAAAAUCCAGAGGAUCUGAAGAAGGUUGAGCCCUUGGUGGUCCAUAAAGAACCAGAAAACCUGCCUGAAGUGAAGGAACCGCAUGAUGAGAAUGAAGCGCCCCGAGAGAAGAAGCCAGAGGAGAUGGACAAAGCCCCUGAACCCCAGGGUGAGAAAUUGAAGGAGAAGUUUCUUGUGCAGGAGCAUAAGGAACAGAAGGUUCCAGAUGAAAAGGAUGAAGGGGUGGACAAGGAUGGAGAUGGGGACAAGAUGGAAGUGAUUAAAAAGAUUGUUGCAGAGGGUCAGUUGGACCAUGCUGUGCUGCUCCAGGUAAUUAAGGAGCAGCAGGAACAGCAGAAAAGGCUUCUGGACCAACAGGAAAAACUCCUGGCUGUAAUUGAGGAGCAACACAAGGAGAUCCACCAAAUUAAGGAGGGAGAAGAAGAACCAAAGGCACUAGAACAGCAGAAAAUACAUGUGGACCAUGAGGAAAAACACUUAGAUGUGAAUGAGGAGGUCCAUCAAGUGAAAGAAGGAGAAGCUGAGCCAAAGGCAGCAGCAGGAGAGGGUGUAGGUGAGGUGGAGAACGUAGCUGCAGCUGUCGCAGGGCCUGAAGACCCAGAAGCAAAAGAGGCUCACGUCGCAGUUGGUCUUCCCGGCAAUGCCCUUGAAUCGUUGCUAGAUGCAGGUGUUAAAGUUCCCAAGGAGGAGGAGCUGAAAAACAAAGCAGGGCACGAGGGAGCACUACCUCCAGAGGUCGGUGCCCGAGGUGUUCCUCUGCGUCCUCGAGAACCAGAACUGCCCAAAAUCAAUCCUGACACUCUUGCAGAAGAGGAGGAGAGAGUGAGGCAGAAAUUGGCCCAACUGGAGGCAGAGAAGGAGAGAAUUGAGAAAGAAAAGUUGGAGAAGGAAAGGAUUGAGAAGGAGGUGCAGGCCCGUGUCGAGAAGGAGCGGAAGGAACGAGAAAGACGAGAGGAACUGGCACGUGAGCAGGAGCUAGAACGUGUGCGGCAGCAAAAGGAACAGCUAGAGAAGGAAAGGCUUGAAGCGGAAAGAUCGAAACUUGAAAGAGAGAAGAUGGAUAAAGAGAUCAUGGAGCGUGCCGAGAAGGAGAAAAGAUUGUUGGAGCAGAAGGAGCGGCUCGACCAGCUGCAGCAGGUCAUCGAUGCGCGACAUGUGCAGCAGGGCAAGGGAAGUCUCGAGGAUGAGAGUUUGAAACGGGAACGAGAGAAGACUGAUAAAGAGAUCAUGGAGCGUGCAGAGAAAGAGAAAAGGAUACUCAAGCAGAAAGUACAACUAGAAAAACUACAGCAGGUCAUUGAUGCAAAGAAGGAUGAUAAUGAACACAAAGCAGAAGUCCUGCAAAUGCCUAAGCAAAAAGGAGGCAGGGACUUGAAGGAGAAUAUAAUUCCACCAGAAGAGGAGAAGAAAGGGGAAAAGAGGAGCAGAGAGGAUGGAGGGGUGGACCUUAAGAGGAGACGCAGAGCUGUGAACCCUGAGGGCGGAGGAGACGCUGACCUGGAUCUUCUGCGGGACACGGGAGGUUUAGACUUACACGCUGACCUAAAGGGGCAGCUCCUGGCGGGAUCUCUGGUUCACACACGCCAGCUUAAACAGACGUUUCAGAGGCAGGAGAGUGAAGACUAGAGUAGGUUGUUCCAGAAUUACAACCUCUGGAACCCAGUAAACUUCUCAGUGGACCUCUCAAAUGGAUGUGCAGAAAUCCUCACUCAAAACCUUACGUGAUUUGGCAGUGAGACGAAUCUCUUUACUUCUCAUUUGAAAAGUUGAUGCUUUUAUCUAAGACUUCUAACAUUCCUUUUGGGUUCAUGAUGACAGUGGGCACUUUGAUUUGAUCCUUUAGUUGUCCGCCAGGAACACUGACUCCAUAGUCCCUUAUGAGCUUCCAUUAUUGUUUUGUGAGAGAUUUUGCUGAAUCUGGUGCAAUAAAAGGAAUGUCUGGUGUAAUAAACUGAGCAGGCAUCACAUUAAAAACGGACCUUGACGGGCACACGGGGCACUUCAGAAUAUUGUGUUUUGGACCGCCGCAUAGGAAAACGGCACAAGUGUUCUCCCUUGUGGCUGCUAUGGUAAAUUGUUUGGCAAGUUCUAAAAUGUAAUGUCACUAUUGCAUACUACCUUAUUGAAGUUUUAUCUUCUGUGAAUGAAAAUAGAAGCCAAAUUAAUAUGAGAUACGGUUUUUAAAAAAUUCAACUUUUAUCUUCUUCUCUAGGAACUAUUGAACCAUUUACUGCACCGUAGUGUUUUCAGUCUUCUAUUCUGUAUAAUGAAAAUGGAGUGUUAAUGUUACCUUGGCCAACAUGUUCAAUGGUCCGUCUGGUUGCUAGAAUAGUGACAUGUUCUUAUCUGAAACUACGGUCACUCUACGUUAAGAUAUCUUUGUUGUAUUUUCCAGUGUACUGAUGGAAUAUUAAGUGCUAUUGAAAAGUCUUGGGAAUCCAGGCUGAGACUUCUUUAAUGGUUUUCAGAAAAAGCCUGAUGAAAUCAUAUUUUAUUUUUUAUUUGUCCAAAGUCCUUUAUUCAUUUAUUUUUAUUUUUUUGCAAUUGUAGUUUGUCUUUCAAAGGAGUGUGUGUGCGCGCGCCUUCAGGAUCAGAUUUUCCUUCCAUAUAGUUAACUGUUAUAACUAGUAGUUAGUCAGACCAGCUAUAAGUGAAUGAAAUAUUUGAAUAAUUUAUGUUUCGAUUUUUUUUCUUCUGGUUGUUUCAAUGUGUUUAAAUUGUCUGUGACUCUGUUUUAUCACGUUGUUAAAGUACUCAACUGUCAUCUUUUGUGGUUGAUCUGAAAUUGGACCUUACAUGUAUUCCAGAUUUAGUGUUGAACAUAACAUGACUGUUUCCCAAAGUCAGUUCCUUGUUUUCACUGUGCAAUGGGUUUCUUUUCAGGGUUGCAUUGCUUUUCUCUUGAACAUUCCAUAUUUUUGCCUAUGAAGAUAUGAUUCUGGUCAGUGCCUUAUGGGGUUUCUGUAGUGAUGAGUAUGUGAAGUCUGUUACACCUACACUGUGUGUGGAUUGUAACUUUUUGUCCCCUAUCUGCAGUUUCUAUACCUUGCUGGUUAAACUUGUCAGUGACUGUAUUCUCUUGAUGAAUUUCCUGAUCUCGCUUUUGGGGAUCAUUUUCCUAUUUCAAAAGAACAUAAAUAUAUAGAGAUAUGGUCAUAUGAGUUUCAUGGAAUGCUGUCUGUCUGUCUUGUCAGUAACACUGCUCACUCAUCCAUAUACAGGUGUUUAGUUACAAGAUGUGUAGAUCUCUUUAAAAAAAAAAAAAAA